Messenger RNA from Salmo salar (Atlantic salmon), 2336 nucleotides. NCBI's taxonomy places the organism in Eukaryota, Metazoa, Chordata, Actinopteri, Salmoniformes, Salmonidae. The record is from RefSeq and is a predicted model, not a curated record.
GCUUUAACAUUCUCCCCUGCUCAUUCGACGGACACGUCAACCACUGGUUAGCUAGCGGAUAGGUAAAUGACCUAUCCAGACGUUGUAAGAUCUGGUAGGCGUCAGCAACGUCUGAGCAGAGGGACGUGUCUUGAUCAGUAGUGAAAGCGUAGCGUCGUCGCCUGCUCUUUUCGAGCCAAUGAGAGAGCUGCUGACGAAGGUAAUGGGAGGGCCAGACGUACACCUGAGCAGGUCAGGGUGACUUGAUUUGUGUGCCCACGCCCCCUGUGAAUUAUCUGGCGGAUCGAUUCGUUUCGUGAAACGUUUUUUUUUGGUGCGUGGAAUUAAGAACGAUCACAUUGGGAACGGAUACUUUUACCGGUCUCUUUUUUUUUAUCCUACUGCUACUUUUUCGGCUACUUCGAGAUUUGUUGGUUAAUAGCCUUAAUCAACACAAUGCAAUAUUUAAAUUUAUCUCAGGAUUCAUGCCGAAACGAACACCUUUGUUGACAGAGAGAACAUGUCAUUGCACCAUGCCAAUGCGGGGGCAUUGUUCAAAUGGUUCCAUAAUAAGGCUACUGUGUCCAUCUCAGACUGCUGUGUGUAUAGUCAACGGGGAGGCAAGCCUCCUCAACACCUCCUUCACUGACAAUCACAAUGCCACUGAGACAGGGCUGUAUGCUGUCGGGAACAACUGGACCAACUAUAACUUCUGGACUGGUUUGACCUUGGCGGUGCUGUCGGCCUUCCUGAUUGGAGGAAGUGUGAUGCUGAAGAAGAAGGCCCUGCUUCGCCUAGCCAAUAAUGGACAGACCAGAGCAGGUGAAGGUGGUCAUGGAUAUUUAAAGGACUGGCUAUGGUGGAGUGGCCUUCUAACCAUGGGUGCCGGGGAGGUUGCCAACUUUGCAGCAUACAUGUUUGCCCCAGCUACUGUAGUGACUCCUCUGGGUGCUCUGAGUGUCCUUAUCAGUGCAGUGCUGUCCUCUUACCUGUUGGGGGAGACACUGAAUCUGUUGGGGAAGCUGGGCUGUGUGCUCAGCAUACUGGGCAGCACUCUCAUGGUGAUCCAUGCACCUGAAGAAGAGGAAGUCACUACCCUGCAGCAGAUGACUGACAAACUGCUCGACCCUGGCUUCCUUGUGUUUGCCAGUAUCCUGCUGGUGGCCUGCCUGCUGCUUAUCUUCUACUUCUCCCCCCGUGUGGGCCAGACCAACAUCCUGGUCUACAUCGCCAUCUGUUCCCUGCUGGGAGCCUUCACCGUCUCCUCCGUCAAGGGCCUGGGCAUCGCCAUCCGCACAGUGUUCUCUGACCCGGCCGUGGUGCGUCACCCGCUCACCUGGAUCCUGCUGGCGUCACUGGUCUGUUCCAUCGUGGUCCAGGUCAACUACCUGAACAAGUCCCUGGACACCUUCAACACGCUGCUGGUCUACCCAAUCUACUAUGUGUGCUUCACCACCGUGGUGCUCACCACCUCCAUCAUCCUGUUUAAAGAGUGGGGGACCAUGUCUGGUGUGGACGUGGUGGGCACCGUGGGGGGCUUCCUGGUUAUCAUCUUGGGGGUAGCCAUGCUGCACCUGUUCAAAGACAUCCACGUCACACUGGAGGGCCUGGCCAGCAGAAUGUGUCAGCCGCUGGAGGUGAAACGGGAGGACAAACACAUCCUCAUUGAGAAUAUGGAGAGCCUGCCUCCCAUGAGAGAAGACGCACCCAGAGUCUUCAUCAUCAGCUGAGAGACUGGCACCCAGAGUCUUCAUCAGCUGAGAGACUGGCACCCAGAGUCGUCAUCAGCUGAGAGACUGGCACCCAGAGUCGUCAUCAGCUGAGAGACUGGCACCCAGAGUCUUCAUCAGCUGAGAGACUGGCACCCAGGAUCUUCAUCAGCUGAGAGACUGGCACCCAGAGUCUUCAUCAUCAGCUGAGAGACUGGCACCUGAGAGGACUCUUAGCACUUUCACUUAUGUAAAUAUGUAUUUGUUAGUCUUUUUAUUGGUAGUUUUAUGUAGAUUUGUGACAAAAGCGGUUGUUGACUAUGUCUGUGAUGCUCCAGGAUGCUAAAUAGCCUGCUACUGAGGACCUUUGUCUAUGAAGGUACCAGAGGAGAGAAUACAUUUUAUAUAGUUGUUUAUACUUGUGGGCGUUUUUUUAACCUCAGUUAAUGGUAAUACGGGUUGCUGAUGAUGCUGCAGGCUAUGUAGACUGCUGCUGAAGACCAUUGUUUGUGAUUCAUCAAGGUAUUUUAAAAAGGGCUCUUUUUUUUUUUUUUUGUAUACUUUGCAUUUUAAGAUGUUGACUACAUUUCAUAUAUUCCUGUUGCCUGUCACUCAUUUCAAUAAAUAUUUUCUAUUUUGUGCCAGCCA